Xyrauchen texanus (razorback sucker) is the source of this 6505-nucleotide messenger RNA. RefSeq names its product Kruppel-like factor 7b (gene klf7b). Gene Ontology annotation, molecular function: DNA-binding transcription factor activity, RNA polymerase II-specific; RNA polymerase II cis-regulatory region sequence-specific DNA binding. The record is from RefSeq and is a predicted model, not a curated record. Gene Ontology annotation, biological process: regulation of transcription by RNA polymerase II. Bases 402 to 1289 code for a protein of 295 amino acids. Lineage: Eukaryota; Metazoa; Chordata; Actinopteri; Cypriniformes; Catostomidae. The transcript is spliced from 4 exons.
GUGAGACAGCGUGAGCCCAGCAACUUGCUUUGGUGAUACGCGACAUUCAAGAGAAAACCUACCUGGAAAUUACAGCUGGAAAGAGCCAGAGCAAUGCGGAAAUAGGUGGACUGUCCGUGUCACCGAGUUUGCAUCCCUCUCCCAGGCUGAGGAUCUGAGAACUCGCAGGGAUUGCAAUUAAGUGACAACAAUUAUUUUAAUUUUUUCCUUCCUUUUUUAUUAUUGCGCUCUUGUAUUCCUAAAAUUACGUAUUGUAAAAUACACUUCACUGAGGAUUUGUAGUAUUGUUUUGCUUUCUCUGAUUUUGGCCGAGGGCUAAAAGAAGAAGAAGAAGAAGAAGAAGAAAACACUUGGGGAGCAAAGCAACUUGCUAUCUUUUUUCUUCUUCUUGAGCAUCAACAAUGGACGUGUUGGCGAAUUACAGUAUUUUUCAGGAACUUCAGCUGGUGCAUGACACGGGCUACUUCUCGGCGAUUCCGUCGCUGGAGGAGAACUGUCAGCAGACAUGUUUGGAGCUGGAAAGGUACCUGCAGACUGAGCCCAAAAGGCUUUCAGAACUCUUUGACGAGGAGCUCGACUGCCUCCUCACACCAGCCUUAAUGAAGGGAGACAGUGACGAGGACCUGAUGGACCCUUUGCUGCCCAGCUUAUCUGAUGAGUCCAGUCCACCACCUCAGCUUGUGUCCCUUCCAAAGAAUCUCCAUGCCCCAGCCAGUAUCAAGAGUACAGAGGCAGGGGUGAAAGAGACCAGUGGAGGGGUGAAUCCUGCCCAGCUAAAUGCUGUCACAUCCCUCACACCACCUUCUUCACCUGAGUUGGGACGUCACCUUGUCAAGCCCACACAGACUCUUACUGCCACAGCCGAUGGCACACUAACACUCAAACUGGUGGCCAAGAAAGUGGGUCUUGGGGCAGCGAAGCUAGUGGCGACACAUUCGCUACCUUCACCAUCAAACCACGGAGCACUGAGUGAUGGAGAGGGAGGACCGGGAACAGUUGGGAGAGGGGACAUUCCUGAGAACAAAAAGAGGGUCCAUCGGUGCCAGUUUAAUGGCUGUAGGAAGGUUUACACAAAAAGUUCACAUCUAAAGGCACACCAGAGGACACAUACAGGUGAGAAGCCUUACAAAUGUUCCUGGGAGGGCUGUGAAUGGCGUUUUGCACGAAGCGACGAACUGACGAGGCACUACCGCAAACACACCGGUGCCAAACCUUUCAAGUGCAACCACUGUGACAGAUGUUUCUCCAGGUCUGACCACUUGGCUCUGCACAUGAAGCGCCAUAUCUAAGAUCGAGGGGAAGGGAGAGAGAAAGAGAAAGAGUGAGAGGAGGAAUACACUAAAAGAGCGAGAUCAAAGAGAAGAACAGGUGUACCAGAUGAAAAAAUUCACAACAGACAUUGGGUGCACACAAGGGGUCUGGCCGCAAACUUCACCACAAGGAAUAUGCGAGGCAGUGUAGGCAAAUGUUGUUGGAUUCUACCCACUCCAGCCUUUUCAUCAGCGAUUAGCCAUGCCUUUCCAAGCCCUAGCUUGGAGGUCAGACACUGCCAAACACCACAUUUUUUUCCCUUCAUUAUCUUUUGUACAGUAACUCACCACAAGCAUGGGACAAAAAACCUGUGAACGCCACACCAUGUACAAAAUCCAAACGCACAUCUCAUUCAUCACGUAAGAUGAACAGUUCUACUAUAGAAUAACGCUCAUUGUACAUUCUGGAACUUCCUUCUUUUCCUUUUCAAACCAAGGACACAUCACAUUAACAAACCUGCAGCCAUGUCAUAUACAGCAAGCAACCAAACCCAGAAAACAACAUUGCCAAUACUUUUUGAGGAGUGACCAAUGGAACUAGCAGUCAAAUGUAAUGCCCGGUUCCCAAAAGCAGGCUCUGCGUAAAACUAUUUAAAAAAUAACGCAGCAUCGGCAAUGCUCAGGAUGUGUGCUGAUUUCUUGUACUCUUCUCUGCUCUUUACGUCUGUCACCUCACAGGCUACUGAAACGAUGUGCAGCGACACUUUCUUGCCUUUAUUAUUUUUUAAAGACGUGUUAAAAAAAUUGUUUGUUCUCCUGAAAUGUCUUAAACUUCUGAAAAGUAAAAAAAAAAAAAAUGGCUUUGCAUACACAAGCCUAAAUGUGCACAUAUGGGUAAUAGGGGGGAAUUGUAAGCCCUUCUCAGUAUGCACAAGGUUCGACUCAGUGGCUGCUAUCUGGCAGUGAAAGCAAAAAGUUUGAAAAAGACAGAAACACAAACCCCAAAAAGAUUGGGAUUGUUGGCUUGGUAUGAAAGGACAGAUGUCUUCGGUUUUUCAUUUUGCUUUGCUCUGAUUUGAUCUGGGAAAAGCAAACCGAGCGCAACAUGGCAUCAGCACAGAUCUUGUGUGAUGCUCUUGACAUUGGAAAAGCUCUUUGGCUUUGUGUUGAUACUGGCACCUGUUUGAAAAUAUAGUCCUCUGUUGAGCCAGGGCUAUGGGGGAUGAAUGGCAGGACGUUUGACUCUCAAGAUUGUGGAGCACCAGCUGGGAUCAGGAUCCAAAAGAACUUGGUGGCAUCAGCCCAGACAAACUUUGCCUGUUCCAUAUCCAUUGUCUGUGCUGAUUUUUUCAAUGUUCUAUUUCUUUUUUUCAUACAGUCAAAAAAGUAAAAAAAAAAAAAAUCAAAAACAAAAAAAACAUAAAAACAAAAAACAACUUGGAGGGAAAAAAAAACAGAAAACAAAAAAAAUACUUAAACAUAAUCAAAUCUCUUUCACACACAAACAAUACUCCGAAUGAUGUUCAUGCUCUUGGCUUUUCCUGAUAAAAAAAACAAAAAACUCUGAAAAAGAAAAAUGCAGAACAAUAAUUACCAAGAUAUUAAACAGCGUUAAACACUGCAUGGCAGCCUAUUUCAGACAGAUACACUCGUCACUUGCACACAUACAUGCACAGCUUGCCUCUCAGCAUUAUUUGUUUUUCACCCAAAUCUUCACAGCAGUGUUUUAGCAAUUGUUGUUUUGUAGGAUUGCAUUCCAUACAGAUUGUUGAUACAUUCUGGUAAAUUAUGAUAAACCGGGCCUAGGUCUAGCUCUGUGUUAACAAUCAGCUUCUAAAUCAUGGGGACAAAAUAUAUAUCAUUGUCCCCAAGGUUGUGAAGCCUGCCGUGGCAUCGCAAUCAGGGCGUUUCCCCACCAACCCUCCUCUUCUGCAUUGAUAUAAUGGCUGCUGAGGGUGGAGGGGAGAUUGAAAGCCAUUAUGGAGUCCUCGCAGACUUUACUAAACGAUCCCAGAGUAUCCCUCAGGGGACCAUAGCUACUCAAUCAAUACAAAAACUCUCAGUGCAGAACUGCCUAGGAGUGAAGGAUUGGUGCCUUUCUCUUGGUUUGAAGCCUACUAAAGGCAGCUUUUCGGUCGCAUUUACAAACACAUACAAGUGCACGUGCGGUCACUACAUUUUACUCUGAAACAUUCAAUUGAUUUAUAACCUGGGUUUGUUUUUCCAAGCUAAUUGUCAUUUUGUGUAGUGAAAUGCAAAGUCAUGCCAAACUUUUGAUGAAAUGGGGGAUGUAUUGGUUCAUGUCCACUAAUCAGUUGUGGUUCGUAGCACUUUCUGCGAGGAGCGGCACUUGUAUGUGAUGAUUGUAUGUAUGAAUUUCUGUAAAGCCAGUGAGCAGGACAUAUUGCUACAGUGUCAUAAUAGAAUUAUCAAUAACUUGCCACAUUUAUGGAUUUCUGGGACAGUGUACAGCAUUCUCAAUGUGUCAAACCAAUUAGAAAGACUGAUAUAUAGAAAAACAGCUUUGAAAUUUUGCAAAAGGGUUAAAGAUCCAUUUUACACACUGUGUGAUGAAAAGCAACAUUUAUUUCUUACUGAUCUGGUCUCCUGUGACUCUUCAGUGUUUUUUUCUUCAGAUUGUGCUUCUUCCUUCAGUCACCAUAUGGGAUACAACAGCAGGAAAGCAGAUACCAAAAAAUAGCAUCAUAUCAUUUUUCUGACACUGAUGAACAAUGAAGUUCACAGUCUUCAAACCAACAUUUAAAAUAUACAUAUAAAUAUAGUGUAUUUAAUUACAGCUCAAAGCCAUGUUGAAUUCAAAAUUAGAAAUGAAGAUAUCUUUUUUUGCCAAGAUGUUCCACACAUGACCAAAUGAAUAUGGAAUAAUAGGCCAAUCAGAUUCAUUAGCAGGCAGCAUGCCGUGCAUAUCCCUUCACAUAUCAAGUGCCAUUUGAAACCCCCAUUCUCUCACUCUCAGAACAACAGCACAGUCAAUCGCACAGGCAUCCAAUGCAUACUUUGACUUUGAUAUUUACGCAUUUGCAAAUAAACUGCUGGGUGUUGAAAGAGAGAAAGAGCGAUUAUACUUUCAAUUCUAUUCUAAACUCACAGUAUAGUAUAUCCCCAAUUCUGUCCUACACCAGCCUUCUUUUAAUUUGUUCUUGAGCAUCUGUUUGACCAUUGGAUUGUCUCUAGUAUGUGUGCUUGUAAAAUAUGGUCAUGUUGGUUUGAAUUUUAAAUCAAAGAACCCUAGCCGUGAAGUUGCAAACAGCAAAUUAUUCUAAUCGGUUCUAGUUUAUUGCAUAGAGUCAGUGGAGGAUGUCUUAAGAAGUACUUUCGAGGUCAUGCAUGCCUUUAGAAACAACAUUCUGAACAUUGCCGAAACACUGGUUAAAAUGUUGAUUGUCUUAAAGUGAUAGCUCACAUAAUUCUACAUUUUAACACAAUUCUGAAUUCCGAGUGUUUUACAUGACAGUUAAGAAUGUUUGGAAGCAAUUUUGUGAACUAGUUAUUUGGGCACUCUUCCAGUGAAUCUCCCUUCCCAAGCUGUUUGCUUUAUUGCUUCAAAGAGGCUUAUGGCAGCUUUUUCAAUUUUAUACAAAAAGAUGCUUGAAACAUCACAAGGGGAUAUUAUGAAAAGGGUCAGAGGUGACUAAGACAACUUUUCUGUUUUUAAUGUCCUUUUUUGGAAUACCAUUUCACUCCAUAACUAAUACUGGUCAUAGUUACCGCUAGUAUAGUCUGUUUAAUGACACAGCUGUUGAUUGUCUACAUAACAUUUUGUAGCAUUUCAAGAUGCACUUAUCAGAAGAACAUGUGAACAACUCUAUAUUCAGCCUAUUCUAACAUAAGAAUGGUUUAUUGAACAUUUUUACUCAGAAAUUCACUCUGCUUGUUUCAUGAAUAAGGUCCAUUGCUUUCAAUCACACUCAAUGUAUCAAAAUAAAGUCUGCUAUUCUGUGUACCUUGCCAAAAACUCACUGAAAUACGGAUUACACUCACUAAGUCAACGAGAAGUGAGAACUGUAAAGGUGGGUUUGUUUGGCCUCAUAUUUCUUGAGAUAUGCUGCAUCUUUAAGUGCAUCUGUAUCUGUGUUUGUCCAUAUUUGAUGUGUCAGUAAGUAGGGGACUCACCAGGACUUAACCUUCGGCUUUUUACAUUCCUCGCUCCCCACCCCAUCUAUCCCACCCUGCACGUACAGAACCACAAUAAACUAUUCCUAGAUCAGUUCUUCAAAACAGUCUUGCUUCUCUGCUUUACUUCAGUUCCAUUCUGUAGUUGUAGAGGGUGUGUGUGUUACCAGCUGUAAGGGAGUUCUCUCUUAUCUAUGAAUGUCCCUGACAUCACUAACCAGGGAGCAACCGGCCAACAACAGACCUCAGUGACUCUAUGCUUUGCAUGUGCUCUCGCUCUUACUCAAACAUGGCUCUUAAAGACAACUGCCACCAGUUGGUAGAGCAGGUACAAUUCUGGGGGGGAGAACAGUUAUGUGCUAUCUUGAUUUAUAUAUAUGGAAGUUGGACAACAUUUUGCCUUAUACAGGCUGAAGCAUGUCGUUUCUUGCUAGAGCAGGGACCCUCAUAUCCACAGUCAUCUCUUUCCCUUGCCACAUCACUAACACUCCACCACCUCACUUCCUGUAAUAUUCACACUCUUCUUCUCCAUUUUUCUAUUCAGUUCUUUCCUUGUGUGUUUUUCUUUUUUGGUUCUUUUGCUGUACAAAGUGCUUAACAUAUUAUUAUUUGUAUGAUAUAAUGUUAGUAUGUAAUGUUCUUUAUUAAGGAAGAAGAUGAAAUUUAUUUUUGUUACUGGUCUGUUUCAUAAUUCUUUUUUAAAUUGGUAUUGUAAGAUAUCUAUGCAAGAACUGUUCAGUGGAGCAUUUUUAUUUAAGAAUGUAACUAAGUGUAAUAAAUGGUAGAAUCUGAACACCAGAGUGAGGGAGAUUUCGUUACCUUCGGUGGGGUCCUUCAGAGUUGACUCAUUACCAAAUUAUUGGAAAAAAAAUCCACAAAAACCAACACCAUGUUGCAAUGGCUCUGUGUACAAUGGCUCAAAAUGACUUUUUGUGUGGGUGUGGGUGUGUGUGCGCGUGCAUGUGUGUGCGCGUGUUUGUGUGUGUCAAAGGGUUCAUUGGAAUUGGAAAGCCAAGCACCACCAUUCACAACAGAAAUACUGUGAAGUUCCAUCACAAUGUACUUAUCGAUGAAUAUCGGUGUAUAUUAAAGCAAUAAGCUAAGAGAGACAGUGAUUUUAC